Fragaria vesca subsp. vesca is the source of this 1104-nucleotide messenger RNA. RefSeq names its product hydroxyethylthiazole kinase-like. Gene Ontology annotation, biological process: thiamine biosynthetic process. The coding region runs from base 42 to 869 and encodes 275 amino acids. NCBI's taxonomy places the organism in Eukaryota, Viridiplantae, Streptophyta, Magnoliopsida, Rosales, Rosaceae. The transcript has 2 exons. Gene Ontology annotation, molecular function: magnesium ion binding; hydroxyethylthiazole kinase activity; ATP binding. The record is from RefSeq and is a predicted model, not a curated record.
UCAAAGCCAAACCAUCCGAAAGCAGAGUAGCAGAGCAGAGCAUGGAAGAAUCAGAGGCAACCCUCUGGGCCAGGAAGUCGUGGGACCUACUGUGCGCCGUCCGAUCCCAGUCGCCGCUGAUCCAGUGCAUCACAAACUUCGUGUCAAUGGAUCUCAUGGCCAACACUCUCUUGUCCGCCGGUGCAUCACCGGCCAUGCUCCACAGCCUCGAAGAAAUCCCUGACUUCACGCCUCAGGUCCACGCGCUCUGCCUCAACGUCGGCACACUCUCCGCCGACUGGUUACCGGCCAUGAAGCUCUCCGCCCAACUGGCAACCAAGUCCGGUAAGCCUUGGGUCCUCGACCCCGUCGCCGCCGGCGCUUCCGGUUUCCGGUUGAAGGCUUGUUUGGAACUUGUCGAGCUUAAGCCCACUGUUAUACGAGGAAAUGCGUCCGAGAUUAUCGCCCUCUCCAACGCCACCGUGGGACCCACUAAGGGUGUGGACAGUUCCCAUGAGUCCACGGAUGCAGUAGAAUCGGCCAAGUCAUUGGCUCGAGCCAGCGGGGCUAUAGUUGCAGUUUCUGGAGCUGUGGAUAUUGUCACAGAUGGGGAGAGGGUUGUUGGGGCGCAUAAUGGGGUUGCCAUGAUGACAAAGAUUACGGCAACAGGGUGUUCUGUGACUGCUCUUGUUGCCGCCUUUGUUGCUGUUGAGAAAACACAUGUACUGGAAGCUACAGCUGCGGCAUUAUCCCUAUUUGGGAUAGCGGGAGAGAUAGGAAUGGAAAUGGCGAAUGGUCCAGCAACCUUGCGGAUUCACUUGAUAGAUUCACUCCACAGACUGGAUGAAGCGUGUGUGCUUUCUCGUGUUAAAAUCACCAGCUUGUCGUGAACAAUGAGGAGCUGUUUAUGCGGUAUGUUAAUUGCCAUUGGAUUAUUAUAAUUUUUUUUCUAUGUAGAGUUCUCAUAUACUGAGCCAUUACAUGAAUGAUAUAUAACAUACACUGUACUUUGUUGGUUGUCCCUGAAUCAUUUAGUGGCACUAUGAUAGUAAAUGUUGAAUAGCACUUCACUGAGCAUUAUUUUACUUUCUCACUUUUACCUUGUGAGAUUUAAAAAUUUUCAUA